AUAACGCUGCAUACAUCAGAGGAAAACCACCAAGAAGACAUCAGAAAGGCAGACCGGGCCUUAACUGAGAAGACACCAGGUCCUGGUUUUUGGUGAUUCAUAUUUAAGAGGACUGUAGUGUGGUGAAAUAUCAGGAAAGGAGACUUAAUUAUUCAAAGUAUUGUGCCAUGCACCUGACUGUGACAUUAACCUUCCUACUAUGGUCAAUGAGCAGAUUGUCUCGAGCCUCUCCGAGUGAUCCCUAUAGCAGCUGCAUGGCAGGUAAAACAUGCCAGGCCAAGUUUGCAAACGCAGUAUGUGACCAGGAGUGCUCAAGUUCUGCCUGUCUGAGAGAUGGAUUUGACUGUCUGACAGACAGAGGCACUUGCAUUGCAGGAUAUAUUCAGUACUGCCGGAAUCACUAUGACAACAGUCACUGCGAUCAGGGCUGCAACACUGCCCCCUGUGGAUGGGAUGGCUCGGACUGCUACAGGAACCAGUACCCCAUCUGGGCCAAAGGGACGCUUAUAUUACACACUAGAAUUCCAUUCCAGAGGGGUCCAUUCCAGAACAGCUCUAUUUUAUGGGCUUUAAGCACUGUCCUUCAGACCAGUGUUAAACUCAGAGGCAUGGCACCUUUCCAGACCAACAAAGACCUUCUUACAGUAGAUAUUCGACAGCUCGCUGACCUGUACACUCAAACACCAUCUUAUGAUAGUGAAGGAUCAGUGUUAUUCCUGCAGUUGGACAACAGACCGUGUUCCCGUCUUCUCUCCACCUGUUUCCAGUAUGCCAUUGAAGCUGCACACUUCCUGCGUGCCAUGCUGGCACAGAAUCAUGCCACAUUUCCCAUGAUCACAGAGAUCCAGGCAGCUGUAAUCAGUAUGCGGGGAGUUGAUGAGGAAAUAGGAGUCAGAGAGGAGGUGAAUCUCCCAAACGAGAAACACAACGCCUCCCCUACCUGGAUGUGGCCUGUGGUUGGCGUGGCAACUGGAGUGGCAGUGGCCGUGAUUAUUGCAGUGGUGUUCCUGUGGUUAAAGAAAAGACGAAAGCGGCGAGAGUGUGGAGAGCGAGUUCGUCACAGGUCAACGGUAACAGACAACAAUAACGGCAGCAAGGCCUGGAUGCGGCGUGCUGACCACCAGGAGAAAAGAGGAAGAGAGAAGGACAGAAAUGGGAUAAAGAAAAAGAAGAAAGGAAAAGAGUUGGGGAAAAGACGUAAAGAACCCGUUGGCGAGGAUGCGAUUCGAAUGCGGCCCUUCAGGAAGGAACUGGACAUCGGAAGUGACACAGAUGUGACCCAGAGUUCUAUUGAGGACAUCAACAGGACGAUCUGUGACCACAGAUCACCAGACCAAAAACACUUCCAGACCAACCACCAGCAACCCCGCAUGCUAGGUGAACUCUGUACCUACUUCACUCCCCCUAGAGGAUGGGAGAGGAAUGCUGUUCCUACACCACAAAGACCACCUAGAAAUACUGCUCCAGUGCAGUGGUGCGGUCCGGAUGGAUCAGUCGUGCUGAUCCGAGCUGUCAGGAGUGGCCUUGACCGAGUGGUUCUGGAGCUCCUGAGAGCCGGCGUGCCGGUUAAUAACACUGACCAUACGGGGAGAUCUGCCCUCCACUGGGCAUGCUCAGUAAAUCACCUCCCAUUGACAAGGACUCUCAUUCGCUACGGUGCUGCAGUAGACUUGCAGGAGCAUAAGGGUGAAACAGCUUUGUUUCUCUCAGCUCUCCACGGUUGCUAUGAUACGGCACGAUUCCUCAUUCUUAAUGGGGCUAAUCAAGAGCUGUCUGACUGCAAAGGGCGGCGGCCACUGGAUGUGGCACGGGAGGGCUCACAUCACCAAGUCCUCGAGCUCUUAUUGGCUCACAGAGUUCAGAGGGGGCAGGUCCCUCUAGAUCCAGCCACUGAGAUGCUUUGGGACGAUCGUACUUAUGCGUAUUCGCCGUGGGUUGCCUCGCCUCCAUCUUUACCUGGAAGAAGUGCCUCUUUUUCAGGGGUCAUAGGUUCCAGAGGGAUGGCAACACCUCCACCUAGUGAUUGGCAGAUGGGUAGAGCACAAUGCUUCUCCCCCCAGAACUGGCGUCCAGCACCCAACCAAUCAGCGACGGCAUUGGUAAGCCCAAGGAUUCAUGGCCGCCCAUCUCGGCCUAUCAGUACUCUUCAGGAAGUGACAUCAGAUGCGGAGAACGAGGAGAGGGAGAUGACCCAGGAUGUUACUCGAGCGGCAACACCUCACUUCCUGUCUCCUCAUCCAGCACCUAGGCAGCGCUCGUUCUCUUGUACUCAGCACGCGCUGAACCGUCGCUCCAGUGGCAACCAACCAGAGCUGUCCGUUGCCACAGCUGCAGAGAAAAUAGCCAAUGAGCAUGUUGAAAAAGUGGUGGUGCCCCACCCUAAAGAAAUGCCCAGCAAAUCAGAGAGUAAAAGCACAGGAACUGGGCUGAAUGCAUCCCAGUUUGACUCUGAGAGAGAGAGUACUAGGAACUGCAAUUCUAAAAUCCAGAAUGAGAGAAUCAAUAAUGAGUCCAGCAUCUCUAUCCAAACCUGCAUGUGAGAGAGGAAUUUGAAGAAUCUUUACGCAGCUCCUUUCCAUACUAAAAAGGUUAAUAGUGACCAUGUCUGUUACGGUGAAAAAUUGGACAAAAGCACAGUAAAAGUACUCCAUACAACAUGUGCCCAUGAUAAUUCAAGUUUUCUAAUAUGGUAGCUUUAUUAGAGGAAGAGACACUGCAAAUAGUGUUUCAUUUUUGGGUGAACAAUUUCAAAUAAAUAUAUUAUAUUAGGAAAUCUCAAAAACAUGUCCAGGUCACAUUUCAACCCAAAAUGUUGAAGAAAAAAAAUAAUAUUUUGCAUAAAGCAAAUUAAACCUAUUUUUAGAACCAUUAAUUAGAGAAAUGUUCCCUUUAAAGUUCCCUAUAAAGUGUCCAGGCUUUUUUCUUUAUACUUUACUGUAAUACAGUUAUUCUUUCUGUAACACUUUACAAUAAGAUUGUAUUUGUUAACUUACAAAUGAUGAUCAUGUAUUAGGUAUCAUGAGGUGAAUAUAAUAUUUUAACUGCAUUUAUUCAUCUUAAUUUAAGCAUUUAUAAAUGUUUAUUUAUCAAAACACUAUUAUACGCUUACCGAGCAUUUUAUUAGGUACACCUGUACACCUACUUACUCAUGCGAUUACCUGUUCAGCCAAUUGUGUGGCAGCAGUGCAAUGCAUAAAAUCAUUCAGAUGCGGGCCAGGAGCUUCAGUUAAUGUUCACAUCAACCAUCAGAAUGGGGGAAAAUUUUGAAUCUCAGUGAUUUGGAGCGUGGCAUGAUUGUUGGUGCCACAUGGGCUGGUUUGAGUAUUUCUGUAACUGCUGAUCUCCUGGGAUUUUCAUGCAAAACAGACUCAGAGUGGUACCAAAAACAAAAAAAACAUCCAGUGAGUGGCAGUUCUGUGGAUGGAAAUGCCUUGUUGAUGAGAGAGGUCAACAGAGAAUGGCCAGUAACUCAGAUAACCACUCUGUACAAUUGUGGUGAGAAGAAUAACAUCUCAGAAUGGGCUGUAACAGAAGACCACAUCGGGCACUUUAGGUGAGGUGGCAGACCAUAGUGUUCCUAAUAAAGUGCUUGAUGAGUGUACAUUGUUAGUUCAUAAUGCACCAACUAAUGUUAACUUACACAACUUAAUUUUAAAAAUGUAUUCCUAUACAUUAUGUUGAAAUCAACAUUAACCAAAACUAAUAAAUGCAGUUAAGGUUUUGUUCAUUGUUAGUUCAUAGUUACAAACAUAUUGUAAAGUGUUAUUGAUUUCUUCUUUUUUUAAUCAGCUUAACGGCAUCACAACAAAUACUACCAUGAAGUAUGAACACUUCAUAAUUUAA
Xyrauchen texanus (razorback sucker) is the source of this 3843-nucleotide messenger RNA. Its product is annotated as neurogenic locus notch homolog protein 1-like. Gene Ontology annotation, cellular component: membrane. Gene Ontology annotation, molecular function: protein binding. Bases 168 to 2540 code for a protein of 790 amino acids. NCBI's taxonomy places the organism in Eukaryota, Metazoa, Chordata, Actinopteri, Cypriniformes, Catostomidae. The transcript has 11 exons. Gene Ontology annotation, biological process: cell differentiation; Notch signaling pathway; multicellular organism development. The record is from RefSeq and is a predicted model, not a curated record.